AUUCUCGCGUGCGCGUGCGCGUGCUUAGAGAGCGCACUGAAAGUUUGGGAGUUUUGCUUCAGUAGACUGAGCGUGUUAACAGGACGCCGUUGUUUUAUGAGAAUCUCUCACAGUGGACGGGGAAUUCUUUUAUAGCUUUUUUUUAUUUAUUUAUUAUUUUGUUCUAAAUUGGAUCACAAGCGUAAUGAUACGAAGUGGACCAUAUGAGGAGACUGGACAGUGACUCUUCAUCUGUGGUUUACCAUUUGUCUGAAAACUAAAUGGAACAUACUUUGGUGACACCUAAGAACAGGAAGUGAAUUUUCAUGGCCACCAUCCCUGUCCCGCCACCCUCGAUCCCCCCUCCUCCCCCUCCUCCUCCUCCUCCUCCUCCUCCGCCGGUCUCAGCCAGCGGUCUGACCCGUGCCGACUCUGGACACAAACACCGGCUUCGCAACCUCAACUGGGAGCGGAUCCCCAAAGAGCGGGUGGAGGGCCGUAAGAGCGUGUGGAGCGGCUCUGUGGAUGAGGACUGCGAGCUCUCCAUUGACCUGAACUCUCUGGAUGAGCUCUUUGGGCAAAAAGAGGCUGUCAAGCCCGACCGGACCAGCGGCUUCCGGCGUAGUUUACGGCAGUGCGGGUCUCCACAAGAGACGAGUGUAGACAAAGUUACGCUGCUUGACUCAAAACGCAGCAUGAAUGUUGGGAUAUUUCUGCGGCAGUUGAAAAUUGCUGCUAGGGAGAUUGUGGAGGACGUGAGACGAGGGGCCGGAGACCGUUACGGAGCCGAGAAACUGGCAGAACUCUGCAAGCUACUGCCUGAUAAUGAAGAGGAGGCCAGAUUGAAAAAGUUCAGCGGUGACCGUAAUUUACUGGCAGAGCCGGAUCUCUUCAUUCUCUCACUGGUGGAGUUACCCAGCUUUCGCAUGCAUCUAGACGUCAUGAUCCUCCAGCAGGAGUUUGACCCUGCGGUGACCUCCCUCUGUGCGGCGGCCAGAUGUCUGCGGGAGGCGGCUCGAGAGCUGCUGAGCUGCCCGGAGCUUCACUACAUCCUGCGACUGGUGCUCAAGGCGGGAAACUACAUGAACGCUGGUGGUUAUGCUGGGAAUGCUGCAGGAUUCAGGAUUUCCUCUUUACUCAAACUGGCCGACACCAAAGCCAACAAACCAGGCAUGAACCUCCUCCAUUUUGUCGCCAUGGAGGCCGUGAAGAAGGAUAAAGAUUUGCUGAUGUUUCCCAGCCGCUUGAGUCACGUCAGUCCAGCUUCAAGGCUGUCAGAAGAGUCUGUGGUGGAGGAGCUCUCUCGACUACAAAGCAGAGUCGCUGAUCUCCGAGUCAGAGCUCAGGCUGAUGCUGAAAUCGAGCAGCAGACCAGAACAUUUCUAGAGGUUGCGGGAGUGAAGCUGCAGGAAGCUCGGGGUGAGCUGGAAAGCUUACAGAGGACCAGUAAGGCACUUGUGGAUUUCUUCUGUGAAGAUGACAAGUCCUUCAAACUGGAGGAGGCCUGUCAUAUCUUCCACUGCUUCUGCAAUCGCUUCCAAAGAGCCGUGCAGGAGAACACGGAGAGGGAAUUACAAGAGCAGCGGCGUUUGGCACGUGAGCGUGAGAAUGUGGAGAAGCGUCGAUCUCUGGCUCUGUGCACCGGACUGGAAGUGGAGCAGGAGUCUUCUGAGCUGGAGCACGCGCUGCAGAGGAGCUUGAGUUACACGGGGAGCCGCCGCAGCCUGCGCAGACUCUCACAAUACUUCCUCCGCUCCGGCGAGAGAAAUAUGAAAUCUAGUAACCAACAGCACUGCGAACCAGAAACCACUGGAAACCAUCACGUUCUCAAUCUCUGCAGAGAAUCAGAGCUUAGACAUUCGCGACAGAAGAAUGAUGCAGACACUGAGGCAACUAAACAAGGGAUAAAUAAGUUCAAACAAAUUCAGCGGUUAAGCACAGAUGCAGUGGCUUCCUCAAACGCUAUGAAAAGCCAUUCUAGGUUGAGUACAAGGACAGUCCCCGGCGGUAACGCCUUUGUUGCUUUGGGACAAACAAGUAUCACGUCACAUCAGCAGCUGGGGGUGAAUGUCUCGCCGCUCACAGGACUAUCCCAUAACAAAGUUUUGAAAGUUGAGAAGCUGGUUCAAGACACCUCUGAAAGGCUGACACAGAUAGAGACCGAUACCUCGGCGAGUGCUAAGAAUAAAGAUCGUAUAAAUGACAAAGUGUCUCCAUCUCAAAAGGGAGUAACACCACAGACAGAAGCCAAAACGGCCGCUAGUCUGUCAGGAGAGACAUGGCCAAGUGUAUCUUCUCCUCCUGAAGAUAGUCCUCCUCUGUCGCAGGAGCCCUGUAGCACAGGAAGAGAGCACGGUUACUCUGGGAUUGGAGAGACGCUGGAGUGCCACACCUUAGUGAAGGGCCUACGCUCCUACGAGAGCCUUUCUCCAUCUGUGACGCGGCCAACCACCAAUCACUGCUCCAAAUGGAAGAAAGAGCGGGAAGCCGAGGAGCGCGAUGGAAAGACACCUACUCGAGGACCAACCAAAAGACUGCUGGUACAACGAGGAGGGCCCUCCAACAGCAGCGGGAUCCCAAGAGUGCGCACAAAGGCAGAACCCACUCCUGCCGACGGCUUCUCAGCUAGUCAGGUAUCACGUCCUUCCCCUACACACCCCAAGUCCAUUCGCACAUCGCUAGCGACGCGCUUCGCCGGCGUUCAAAAUGAACUCAAGCGCGGCGGUAGUGCGGCCCAGAAGGUAAACGGCUCGUGUAAUACAGGGAAACAAAAAGAUAGCGCCACUGAGAAGUUGAAUCAGGAUAAGGAGCCGUUUGUAAGGGGCUCUCCACUUCGUGUGUCCAAACGGCUUGCGCCCAACUCUGAGUUCCAGACUCUCCACACCAUUCACUCUCCCACCGCUGCUACGACUGCAAAGACGAUCCGCACGGCCAUCAUAAGUGCAGCCAAAGCCAAGACAAACAAGACCCCAGGCGCCAGAAUCCCAGGGCCGAAAAUUCCCAAAGCUGCUGCCCAACCCAUGUGGAGAUGAUAUCUGGGACUCCUCGUAGCAGUUUGAUGAUGUUAUCUCUGCGUUCGCGACAUUACUAGUUGGUGGAUGUCAGAGUUUUUUGUGUGAGCGGUCAACUUGCCAGUGAAUAAAGGAGCCAUUCACUGGGUCUGCAGGGCACUGUAAUGGAUCCGAGCAGAAUGACGGCUUCUUUCAGAGCUCUUCUGUGAUUCAGGUCACUGCGAGUUUCGCCUCCCGUUUCAGGACUGUCAGGAGAGUCUCGUCCAGCACUGUCUCUAGCUCUACCUCUGAACACUCGAGUGCUCUGUGCAGGUAACGGCGCACAUCAGAAGGGUUCCUGCCAGAACCUUCUUUCAAUAUGUGUUUUGUCUGCGAUGUUAAAAUGUCGAAAAUAGAGCAGCCACAGUCAUACAGAGCACAGUAAGUGACUGGACGCUCGUGUCACGUGUGGGAUAUUGAUUUUAACUUGCCCUCAGGUCAAACUGACUGUUUACUUGAGUUACAGGUACAAAAUAAUGAUGCAGAACUUCAUUUAAAAGCAUGCAUGUAAUAAUUCAAGAUCCCAAAGCAAAUAUGUUGAAGUAAAUUGUUGUACUUGUUGGGUUCCUUCAACUCUGAUGCACUUUACAGAUGAAAGAGAGAUUUAAUGCUGGCAGAAACUGUGCUUGUGGUAAUAUGCUGUAAUUGUGUGUUUUGUUUAUAUGAAAUGUUAAAUUAACAGAAUCAAAAACAGCUGCCAUUUGUAAUGUUUGUAUUUGUAAAUAAUGAGAAUUUGAAAUAAAUGAUGAAUUUACUGUUA
Cyprinus carpio (common carp) is the source of this 3789-nucleotide messenger RNA. RefSeq lists its product as uncharacterized. The record is from RefSeq and is a predicted model, not a curated record. NCBI's taxonomy places the organism in Eukaryota, Metazoa, Chordata, Actinopteri, Cypriniformes, Cyprinidae.